AUGCUUCAACAUGCUGCCCCAAACCUCUCUAACGUGUUUGUCUUCAAUCUCACCUCGGGGACUCCCACUGCGUCAUCAGGAAACAAGCCUUUAUAAGAGGCCUGCCGCCGUUGCGACCCGAGUGCUGCGACAGGUACUAGGUCACCAGCAUGGACAAGUUAACGUUUGAGAGGGAGAACCGUGAGCGUAUCCAGGCCGUGGAGAAUUCGUUUGUUCCAGCAGGGACGCCCCUAUCCAUUCCGGGUCGGGUUUUGAUGGGAGAGGGCCGUCUGAUGAAGCAGGGGCGUCGGAAGCCCGAGCCUAAGGAUUUCUUCCUCUUCAGCGACGUGCUGGUGUACGGAAGCGUCUUCCUCAACGGCCGCUGGCACAGAAAGCAGAGAGUCGUCCCUCUAGAGGACAUCGAGUUAGAAGACAUGGAGGAUGGUGAGGGAAUGAAAAACCAAUGGCUGAUGCGUACACCACGCAAGUCCUUUUAUGUGUCCGCCCCUUCAGUCGAGGAGAAGCGGGCCUGGAUGGAGCACAUCCAAGACUGCCAGUCAAACCUGAUGCAGGGCGGCAGCAGCCAACCUGGUUCCACCUUUGCUGUUACCUGGAUCCCAGACAAGGCCGCCUAUAAAUGCAUGCGUUGCUUAAACAAGUUCACUAGGACCAAGCGUCGACAUCACUGCCGAAAAUGUGGCUUUUUGGUCUGCAAAGCAUGCUCCAAGCAUCGAGCCGUGAUAAACCAUAUUCACCCCACAAAGAGGCUGAGGGUCUGUGGCCUCUGCUACAUUAGGAAUGAGGAAGAUAAGCAGUCUCACGUGAGGGGAGACGGCACUGAAAAGAUUAGCUCAGAGGAGGACAAUGAGGCAGCAUCCAGCGAUGAGGAGGAGGAAGAGGAGACGAAGCCAAGCUACACUUCUAGCAGCUGGCUGGACGGGAUGGGAACCUAUGUUUACCCGAGGCCAAUGCAUGAGCGGGCCCCAGUGAAACAUAACCACAACAACACUGCCACAGUCUCUCAGACGUAGUCUCACAGUGCCAGACCUAUCUCCACAGUAAUGGAGAGUAGUCUGGCUGCACUGCCUAUCUAUUCUCAGAUAGGGGGGGAGCGGGGUGCUUGUUUUUAUUACUUUUUAACCAAUCACAAUCCCUGAUAGCAAGAGAGGAGGGACAUCCGGCGUGUGAAAGACGCACCCGAUGUCAGCGCUGCAGUGGUAAAAUCUUAAAACUCAGUGACAUUAUGACAGAUUGUCUUAAGAUGUGAGAUGGUGUCAGACUGUAGUCUUUUCAAAGUAUUGUCAGAGUCUUCUAGUGUAUGAUAGGCAUUACUCACUAGCGACUUUAUUUCUAAAAAGCAAUUAGCAACAAAUGAUGUGACAUA
Messenger RNA from Sander lucioperca (pikeperch), 1363 nucleotides. Its product is annotated as pleckstrin homology domain-containing family F member 2-like. The record is from RefSeq and is a predicted model, not a curated record. The transcript is spliced from 2 exons. Gene Ontology annotation, molecular function: metal ion binding; phosphatidylinositol binding. Lineage: Eukaryota; Metazoa; Chordata; Actinopteri; Perciformes; Percidae. The coding region runs from base 150 to 1010 and encodes 286 amino acids.